Acaulospora morrowiae is the source of this 294-nucleotide messenger RNA. NCBI's taxonomy places the organism in Eukaryota, Fungi, Glomeromycota, Glomeromycetes, Diversisporales, Acaulosporaceae. The record is from the annotation of a GenBank genome assembly.
AUGUUGAUUCCACCGAUACUUGCUCCUUUAAUAUUGACCAAUUCAUCAUCUGAUGAAAAAACUAUUCCCACUGGAAACGAUCGGAAAAAGCUGAUACAAAUCAGUCCUGAUGAUGGGCAUCAUGAUUCUUUUGAUGACCUUAUCGAGCUUGACUAUAACAAAGUUGGGAAACAAGUCUUGAUAGAAGAAUUACGAUCCUGUGGUAAUUCUAGAGUAUUUAAAGACAGGAAGGAUAUCGACGCAAGCAGUACACUUAUGUCAAUUCUUGUGCUAACAAAAUUUAGAAGACUUUGA